Messenger RNA from Rhizophagus irregularis DAOM 181602=DAOM 197198, 540 nucleotides. NCBI's taxonomy places the organism in Eukaryota, Fungi, Glomeromycota, Glomeromycetes, Glomerales, Glomeraceae. The record is from RefSeq and is a predicted model, not a curated record.
AUGUCUCAAGUAGUCAAAGUAGAUCAAAAAAUUAGUACACGUUUAAAUGAACGUGAUUUUUAUAUAACAAUACAAAAUCCUAGUUCUGAUUCCAUGUUACCUGAAUAUUACUAUCAAAGUUGUGAUUUUUUUGUUAUAGAAACAAGUGCAACUAAGGCAAUUUCCAAAACAUAUCAAAAUAUUUUUCAAAAUAAAAUACCAGGCAAUAGUUACAAAUCAUCACUUAUUUAUUUGUAUAAAAAACGUCCAGCUAUAUUUGUAUCCAAAAUUGAAGAUAAUAAAUGUCACAUAUGUAUUUAUCAAGAUUUUAAACUUCAAAAAACAUUUGUGGAAGCUAUUCCAAAUAAUGUUUGGAAAAAUUCAGGUUUUAUUCAAAAAUUUUCAGGAAUACAACUAUUUGGGUUGGAAGAUGAGGUUAUAUUACAAAAAUUAGUCAAGAUACACAUUUCACAAUAUGCUUCUUACGAAUGGGAUAAUUUUAAUCUAAUGAAAAAAUUAUAUGAAUAUCAUCUUCAGCGUCAGACUUCUAGCAUUGAAUGA